Molecule: messenger RNA, 1343 nt
Organism: Cuscuta europaea
Lineage: Eukaryota; Viridiplantae; Streptophyta; Magnoliopsida; Solanales; Convolvulaceae
Source: the annotation of a GenBank genome assembly
UAUUACUCCAUUUUUUUAUUCCUGGAAAACUUCCAAAAAUAUUUAGUACUUUCAGAAAAAAAAUCCUGGUUAGCAGUUACUCCAGUUAGCUUACUUAACGUAAUUUAACACGUCCGUCCUUGGAAAUUAUCGGGAAAUGAAUGCGCCUCCAACGCCGAGGACGGUAAGCUUGGAAGUACCGUCGAUGUCGGCGACCGGUGCUCCGAAAACGGUGUUGAUAACCGGGGUGAGUAGGGGGCUAGGGAAAGCACUGGCCUUAGAGAUGGCGAAAAGAGGUCAUACCAUCGUCGGCUGCUCCCGUUCCCAGGAUCAGCUCAAUUCUCUUCAAGCCGAGCUCGCAUCCGCCUCCAGUUCACCCCCCUCCUCCCCUUCUCAAAGUAAACAUCUAAUCAUGAACGUUGAUGUGAGGUCAAACAGCAGUGUUGAAGAACUGGCAUGUGCUGUUAAGGAAAAGAAUAGCAUUCCAGAUAUUCUAGUUAACAAUGCAGGAACCAUCAACAGAAACAACAAGCUAUGGGAGGUCCCAGCGGAAGAUUUUGAUAACGUGAUUGAUACAAAUGUAAAAGGAGUAGCAAAUAUACUGCGUCAUUUCAUACCGCUUAUGCUUGACAAGAAGCAACAAGGAGGAGUUAUUGUUAAUUUGUCUUCUGGAUGGGGAAGAACAUCUGCUGGACAGGUUGCACCAUAUUGUGCAUCAAAGUGGGCUAUAGAGGGUCUGACAAAAUCCGUAGCAAAGGAGUUGACAAAUGGACUUGCUAUCGUUGCUCUUAGCCCUGGUGUUGUUAACACCGAUAUGCUUCAAUCCUGCUUUGGCACUUCAGCCUCACUCUACCAGACACCUGAAGCUUGGGCUCCAAAAGCAGCAACAAUGAUACUUAGCAUGACAGUGGCUGACAAUGGGUUGUCUCUUACGGUGUAAAGAAUACACUGAAGUCAUAACAUUAUUUUGCAUUGAUACCGUUUUAACCGACUUUUCAAGUCAUCUUACAGUUAAGGUCUUCUCAACUUCCUAAGUUUUGUUGUAUAAGAUGAUGAUGAGGGGAUGCCAUGAAUAUAUUGUACUACGUAUAAUAAUGUGUAAGCCAAUUGUUGUCAGUUGAAGAGACGAUAUUACGCUUCAGGAAGAGAAAAUACUUAUGUGGAUUUAAAGCAUGGUGAUCACUUGAUUGAUAAUACUUGUAUGGUGUAAAGCAUAAUAGGAAGAAAUAUUUGAUGGAUUGCUUCCUUGAGUUUUCUCCCCAGUGUAAAGCAAGAGGAGGCUGGAAAACAUUGCUGAUCUGGUGGAGUUUGUAGCUCUCUGGAAAUCACUGCCGAUUGUAACACAGUUAAAGAUUACACUUUGC